Molecule: messenger RNA, 5971 nt
Organism: Pantherophis guttatus
Lineage: Eukaryota; Metazoa; Chordata; Lepidosauria; Squamata; Colubridae
Gene: TMEM59L
Product: transmembrane protein 59 like
Source: RefSeq, a predicted model, not a curated record
AUGGAGCAGGAGGCCGAGUGGUGUGAUGGUGUUGUGGCUGCGAGGCAAGGCAGGUGUCAGGGCGUGGAUGGUGUGGCUGCGGGGGCCCUGAGCCUCCGCCGCGCGCUCUGCCUUCCUCGCCAGCCCCGCUCCCGGGCACGGCUGCUUCCCUCCGUCCCUCCCUCCCACCGCCGCUCCCAGGCUGCUCCGCUGCUCGCCCGGCGCGCCCCCGACGCCUCCCAGCUCCUCCUGCCUGCCUGCCUGCCUGCUGUCGCCGGCUCGCCCCGCUCCUCCUCUCCGCCGCCGCCGCCGCCGCCGGUGCAGCAGCCUCCCGUGGCAAGAGGCCCGAGCGCGAUCCCUUCUCCAGGACACCUUCUCCGGCCCGGUGAGGGGGGCGCGAUGGCAACGAGCGCCGCGCUCUUGCAGCUGCUGGCCGCGGCGGUGGCCCUGGCUGCGGCGGCUCCUUCCUCCCCGUCGCCUCCGCCGCCGCCGCCUUCCGAGGACGCCGAUCCCUUCGCCGCUCAGCUGGGCGACAUCUCGGCUUGCCAAGCGCGCUGCGCCCAGAGCCUCCGGCAGAGCCCCCAGGCAGCCGCCGCCAAGGAUGCUAUUCUCAAUGCCUGUUACCGGGGCUGCCGGCUGUUUUCCAUCUGUCAUUUUGUGGAUGCCACUGCUGAGCUGAAUGCAACCAGAGCCGAGUGCGAAUCGGCCUGCAUGGAAGCUUACAUUGGUGCAGAAGAGCAGUUUGGCUGUACGACCGGAUGCAAGACACAGCUGCCGGAAAUGGAAAACAGAGGAGAAAACAUGAUCCAAGAUGAGAAACCGGCCUCCUUCUCCGUCUUUGACCUGGUCUCCAGUUUCUGCAAUGAUAUUGUCAGCUCUGCUCAGAGUUUUAUUUCUUCCACAUGGACCUUCUAUCUGCAGGCAGAUGAUGGGAAAGUAGUUGUGUUUCAGUCACAACCAGAAGUUGAGUAUCCAAUUCCUGAGGCCCAGGCACCCAAAUCAGAGGUUUCAGAGAAGACCUGGACAGUCUCGGCCCCCAACACCUUGAAACCACACACAGGCCUUCAGGAGAAAUUGGAGAAACCUCCCAUCGAAGAGCCCAAGAGUCCAGCCCCAGCCCCAGCUCAGCCUGUGGGGGAGUCUCAGAUGCCUCUGGAGCACGAUUUCCUGGGCUGCAUGUCCAAGCGUUCGGGGCUGCCCCGCUGGAUUCUGGCUGCUUGUCUCUUCCUUUCCAUCAUGGUGAUGCUCUGGCUGAGUUGCGCCAGUUUGGUGACUGCGCCGGAUCAACACGUCAAGACUCAGCCCCUGAGCAUCAAUGGAGACAAAGAGUACCUGGAAGACCUAGACGGAUCUGUGCCCUAUUCCUUACGCCCCGUCAUUGCCGUGGCCAUCUGCCCCAUGGAGGAGAACAAGGAAGCAGGCCUACUGCCGGUCAAGGUGGAUUUAGACAAGACUGUCCUCUAAGAGCCUUCCCCUGCCCCCACCCCCCAGCCCUCUUAAUGCCCCAUCCUCCUCUCCCUUCCUCCUGAGUUCCUCUCAACAACCACAACAACCUUGCCGUGAUGCUUCAGCCCCUGCCAUAGCACAUUUGGUCACCGCUCUUUCAUCCAGGAAGGUCUUGAGAAGCCCAGCAUUUUUCUGCAAGGCUCCGCUGGAACACCCAAGUUCAUGUCUUUUCCCCAGCAGCAACACUUUGGCUGUUGAGAAAGAGUGGGCUAGUGAGACCCUGGCUUUCAAAGGCUGCCAUUGCGAUUUUUGAACUGAACGAGCCCUGCUUGUUCCCAGCAUAAGAUCCUGAGGUCUUGGCCAGGGGAAUUUGGGGGGGAUUUUUGCUUCAUUUUACUGAGCGAAGCUGGGUGAUUCCCUCUGCCUCAACACCAUUUGGGGAGCUGCUGCUUAUCCUGGUUUUCUUUUGUGUAAAAGAAUUUUGGGGGGGAAUUAAUGGAGCGAUGCCUGCUUUUUAUUUGAGCCUUGGUGGCAAAACUCCAUGCAGAAAAAGUCAAGAGUUGCCGAUCAUGGUAAAUUUGCUGUUAAUUCUGUGCCCUGAUUUGCCUGACAGACUAGGAUAGGGUUCCCCCUGGACGAUGAUUUCCUGAGAAGCCACAAAUGCCCAGGUUGACACACUGCAUGAAACUAUGGUUUUCAUAUUUGAGAGGUUGCGCUGAGUUUCCUAUUUAAAUAGUAAACUUAUAUGGCCGCCCAUUUCAUUUGAAUAUGACUCUUGAGCAGCCUACAGCUAGCACCUAAUAUCAUAGCUGUUUUUUUUUUUAAACUUAAGCAUUCAAAUGAAAGUACGAUUGCAAGAGAGAACAUCUAUCUAAACACAAUAUAACGGUCCUGUGGACUUCCCGAUGGGAUCCCCAAGCCGGUUGGAAAAUCCACAUUUUCAGGGCUUUCUGGAAGACUAGCAGGAAUGGGGCUAUUAUCACCUUGGUGGGGAUGCUGCUUGAGAGGGCAGGAGCCACGGCAGAAAAGACAUGCCUUUCUAAGCCACAGAGAUAUACUUCUAUAUGCCUAUACUUCCUUCUUUCUUUUCCACUCCACACCAAAAGAUAUUUUGACAAACAAGAUACAAAGGGAAGACAGAUUCCUCUGGAUCAAUGUUUCUCAGCCUCGGCAACUUUAAGCUGGUGUGGAUUUCAACUCCCAGAAUUCCCCAGCCUCUUUCUGAAGUCCUCUUUUGGGACUUUGGCUGCCAGCAAAAACUGAAUAGAAUGGGACCAUAUGGGAUAUAGGGGGACAAGACAGACGGUUGAGCUUGAAAUUGGAUUAGACCUGUAUGGGAGCUAUAGGAGCUAUGGGAAACUCCUCCCCCCUUCCCAUUUCAUCUAACAGAGAGACAGUUAGGCAUCGGCUCGGGAUGCUGCCAUGUCCUCAAUUCUAAGAUCCUUCCCUUCUGAUCAUAUGACCCAGAAUGGAGCUGCCACCUCCUUCAUUUUAAGCCUCCUUGGUCACAUGAUCCAGAAUGGAGCUGUUUGGUCCGCCAUUCUAUGUUCCCUCCCUUCUGGUCAUGUGACCCAGAAUGGAGCUGUCCUUCAUUUUAAGCCGCCUUCCUCUUGGUCACAUGAUCCAGAAUGGAAUGUUAGGUCCUCCAUUCUAAGCCCUCUCCCUCCAUUUUGAGCCGCCUCCUUCUUGGUCACAGGACUCCGACAGGAGCUGCCACUUCUUCCAUUCCAAAUUCCUCUCUCUUGGCCCUCCUGACCCAGAAUGGGUUUUAUCUGAUUUACCCUGUGUUUCCGAGUUCACUCAGAGACAAUUAGGUGCAAUGUUGAACAAAGAGCAGAAACACAAUGCGUUAUUCCAAUGCCCAGAAGAAACCAGGCACUCGUGGCUACUGCUUGGAAAAAAUUCCAGAAGCUGUUCUCUGUUGGCUCUCCCUGUUUUCUUUUUCUCUCUUGUGACAGGAGUCCUCUUCUCUUGACUCUGUGAAUUUGGGGUCUGUGGCAAAAUCGGAUCACAAGCUAGAACUGGCCUAGAGCAGGUGUUCCUGAUCUGAGGAUGCUGAUGCUGAUCCCCUGUAGGCCUGCAACAAGGACCUGGUCUCUGGGACUAAAUAUUCCUCUCUUGGUACUGCAAUGCCAGUGUUUCUUUCUGCCUCCUGAGUCAGAUAAAGAACUGUCAGCUUCAUUCACACAACACAUUAGCUUGAUUAUGGUAGUAUUAACCUUGGUUCAGUUCUCUGUGAUUUAGUUGCGAGGGUGGGGAGUUAGUGGGUUUUUUUUCAAUCCCCUCUUCAUUAUUUUUAUAAUAUAACUCAAGGUGGCGAAGAUAACAACAACAACAACCCUGUGAAGUUGGUUGGGCUGAGAGAGGGCACCUGGCCCAAAGUCACCCAGCCAGUUUUCACACUUAAGAGGGGGGAACUAGAAUUCACAGUCUCCUGGUCAUUGGCCCAAAAUAACCCAGCCAGCUUUCAUGCCUAAAAUGGGUCUAGAACAGUGAGGGCUAACCAUUUUGGCCUCGCGUGCCAAUAGCGGGGGGAGCACAGGGGGGGGGAUUCGCACACGUGUGUGCCCACACCCAUAAUUCAAUGUGCCCCACGCAUGUGCGCGUGACCCCACCCCACGCUUCCCUAGCUUUUAGCACGUGAUGGCACGGUGGGCCUGGUAGGCCCAUUUUUCACCCUCCCCAGGCUCCAGAGGCUUUCUUGGAGCCUGGGAAGGGCGAAAACGGCCUCUCCCCCCCCCCCCCCCCCCCCCGGAGGCCGGAAACAGCCCAUUUCCUGACUUCCAGUGGGACUGGAAGGGUCGUUUUUGGCCCUUCCCAGGCUCGACAGACUUUCUAGGAGCCUGCGGAGGGUAAAAAUGUCCUUCCCCACCACCCCGGAGGCCGGAAACAACCCGUUUCCUGACUUCCAGAGGGCCCGGAAGGCCCAAAUAUCAGCUGGCCAGAACAUGCAUGCAUGCUGGAGCUGAGCUAGGGCAAUGCUCGCGUGCCCACAGAUACGGCUCCGCGUGCCAUAGGUUCACCAUCACGGGUCUAGAACUCAUAGUCUCCUGGGUUUUAGCCUGGUGUCUUCACCACUAGAUCAAACCAGCUCUCCUGUUGGUUUUAUUCUGCAAAUCCAGAACAAUGGGCAAACUCAGUAAUCAUGUUAAGUAUGCUAAGGGGAGGCAGCCUGUGUGCACUGUGUCUAAACACUGAAGCUCAAAGUCUAAGGUUCCCUCUCAAAGCUGCACUGUCUUUUUUAACUUAAAAAUCCCACAUCAUUGGGAAACACUUGAGCUGAGGAAACAAAUUAAGAGCAAAGGGGUGCAAGGGCUUCCUUCCUCAGGGCCAAUGAAGCAAAGCGAAGUUUGCUCCAAAAUAAUUCUCAACCGAUCGUCUGCCCUGAUUUUACUCAGAAACUCCUCUGAGUCGUAACAGGGAUACGUUGCUGUAGUUGUCACUGUUGUUGGUUCUAUUAAUUAUUAUUAUUCUGCCCUUGAUGAAUGCAGGGCACUUUUGCGAACCCAGGAUGUGUUUGUGAGCGAUGCCCAUCCUUCCACUUUCUCCCUUCUGCAACCUCCCCGUGUACAGUAGUAUCACAAGUGCAAAAAGUUUCUUCCCUCACAAACUGGUGUUAAUUUUUUCCGCUUGCUUGUACAUUCGGCCUAAGGAUUCUCUGUAUAUAGAUUUAACUUAUCCCCUCACCCCAUUUUUGGCUCUCUAAACUCCUUUCCUCACGUAUCAGGGUGUGUGUCUGUGUGUGCAUGUGGAAAAAAAAAAGGUGAUGUCCGUGACCACACAAACAAAGCCUCACACACACAAACACACAAAGAAAGGGUGGAUCUUUGAUCAUGAUGUUGUGGUCACCAUCUUGACUUCUUUUAAGCCCCUUCUGCAGAGACGUUUGCUGCAUAUUGUGAGUUGAAAAUACCGCUUGAAAAUGUAUGGGGCAAGAGCUGUCCGCAAUCUGGUGCCCUCUAGAUAUAUCGGGGUUGUAAAUCCCAGAAUGGGAAGUCAACAACAUAGCUGGAAGGCACCAGGUUGAAGAAGUCUGGGCGAAGCCAAUCCGGAGCCUUUCGUAUGGCUAAAAGGAGCUUGCUUUUGCAUUCAGUAACUUUUUAGAUUUUUGAAAGUCUUAACUCUUAAAUAUAUUCUGGCAUUCUUCAUAUGGGAAGAGUAUUAGGGAGGUUUAUAUAUAUAUAUUUUAUAUCUCUCUGAAGUUCAUUCACCUUUCAUCAAAAUGUCUGCAUCUACUUAUUUGCGUGAAAAAAAUAAGCUAUCUUCAUGGUACCUUUGUUUGUUCUGCCUGGCUUGUUUUAAUUCUCUUAAAAUUGUCUUUUCUUCCUAGACUCUACUUUUUCUUUUCUCUUGGGGGGAGAGUUACAAAGGCAUAAGGCCUUGGUUGAACUGAGGUGAGAUUUGUUGAAGACCUGUAUCUGCUAACUAUAUCUGUAUCUUUAAUAACCCCUUCUGUCUGUCUGAAAUCCGGAAAAGUUGUUUAUUUAGUUUAUUAAUUUAAAUUUUAAAGAAAAGAAACAAUAAAAAUCAAAGCUGUGAAAAGGAA